CUUGUAUCCAGGUCAGUGUCCGCCCGUUGUGCUGCUAGCCCUGGCUUGAGGUUGUGACCGUGUCUGACAAAAACGGUCAGAGUGCUACUGCAGAUCUCUAAAAGCAGCAAGCAGCAAGCAGCACGGCCCGCGCCCCGAUAAAAAAAAAAGCGACCAGGAUCCCGGACACUGGCUUCCGCCCCCCUGCAUCACAAUCUCUCGCAGGCGCGCAUCUCGGCUUGUAGGAAACGGAAGCUUGCCUUGUCUAUUGUCUUUGACCCUAGUCUUCCCGUCGUCACCCUCACCGCUCCCGACCUUACCCGUCGCCGCUCUUGUUAUAAAUUGAUCCUUGCCUCUCUCGCAAUCAUCUUUGGCUUGGGCCAACUCAGAAAACCGGGCUGUUGACACCGCGUCUCAGUCGUGCUGCCCUCCACUGGCCGUUGUAAGCCCACUGUGGACUCGGCUAUAGCCUGCCUGCCUCGGGUCUCUCGGCUGCUGCUGUCCUGUAUGCUUCCCCAGGCAGCAGCACCAUAAACGCCGGACCCGCCGCAAUGGACAGCCCGGGCCACUUCGGGCCCCUGAUAGCGGCCGCCGGCCUCGGCCUUGUUGUUGGGCUCAGCGCGCCCGCCAUCAAGCACGUUGCCAACCGCCGUCGGCAGCCUUCGGCCCCCGACUCGGUCGACGCUUCUUCCGAGGCCGCGCCGCCGGUGUACUUGUACGAGGACCGGGAUGGCAAAGCCACCGAGCAGUCCAUGAAAGACUUUUCCGAUGCGUACCCCGGAGUCUCCGCCUGGGCCAGCAGCGCCGUUGGCUUGGGCUCUGCGAUCGCUGCCGCCGUUUUGCUUGCCGGCCGGUCCGGAGUUCCCCAUUCUAGUUUUGGGAUGCUCGCCCUCUUGGCUGACGCUAUUUCUUGGACCUUCCUCUGCGUGCAGUGUGCGAGCCUCCCCCUCAAACACCAGUACCAGACGAGGUACAGGCUGGUUCUCUACUCCUUGGGAGCAUCUGCCGUUCUUCUCGCCUCUCUCCUGGCCCGGUUUGGCGCCCCGGUUCUGCACAUGGCUGCCCAGGUUCGGAAGUCGACGCCCCUUGGGAGUGUGGUCCUGGGUGUGUGCUGGCUUGUGCAAAUAAUCGCGGCACUCGGAGCCGUGCUUUCGUUCGCCUCUUUUCGGCAGCGCCCGGACGUCUAUCACGAAGGCCACCUCGUAGACCAACAGCACACGGCUUCCAUCAUCCAGAGAAUGUCGUACUCGUGGAACAAGACCGUCUUCAGGGUCGCCAAGGAGCGGCAGUUGGAAAAGGCCGACCUUCCUGACCUCGAUCACACCAGGAGAUCCGCGAACCUCAGCUCCAAGUUCCUAGCUCGCCAACUCACGGGAAGGCUCUGGCGCCAGCUCAUCGUCGCACACUGGCAGAGGCUGGGCCAGCAGUGGGCCAUCAGCUUCGUCAUUAGCUCCCUCGCGCUUGUGCCACAAUAUGUCCUGUACAACUUCCUCGAGAUCCUGGACAAGCCUAGUACCAUCACGGGCGGCACAGACCCCAUCCUCUUCGCCUGGGUGCUGUGUUUGUGCGCGAGCCUGCUGCUUCAAGUAUGGGUCAACAGCGUCAUGCGCUGGCUAACCUCCUCUCGCCUCGAGUCUCCCGUACUGUCUCUGCUUCAGUCCAUGGUAUUUAAGAAAGCCCUACGCCUGAAAGAGACGGCGUCUCCGCCUUCCAAGCCCUCCACCGAUGGCACAGGCAACAGCGACAGCAAGUCCAGCUCGGUAGACACCCGAACCUCCAUCGUCAAUCACAUGAAGUUAGACAGCAGCAGAACCGUCAUGGCGGCUUCCUGGGGGUACAUGUUCCCUGUAGCGUUAUUCAAGCUUGCUCUCUCGGGAACGUUUCUGGCACAGCUGGUCGGCUUCAAGAGCCUCGCGGCCGGCCUUCUAUCAUCCCUUCUCGUUCUCCCCAUCAGCCAUCUACUCUCCAAGAGAUACGCCAAGAUCCAGUUUGGCCUCAUGAAGUAUCGUGACGGCAAGGCCCACCUGCUCACCGAGGCUCUUCAGGGAAUGCGCCAAAUCAAGUUCUCGGCACUCGAGCAGCACUGGGAGGACAAAAUCCUCAAGAGCCGCGAGGAAGAACUGGCCCAGUUCUGGAUUGUCAACCUAUGGAUGAGCCUCACGGCCCUGGUCCUCAACCUCGGGCCGCUCCUGCUUUCGUCUGUCACACUUGCCGUCUACGCCUUCACCACCGAGGGUGGCAUCAGGGCAUCGGUCAUCUUCGCCUCGCUCGGCCUAUUCGACCAGCUAGACGAGGCAAUCCAAUACCUUCCCCUGAUUCAGGUCUACAUCAUGGAGGCGUGGACAAGCUGUGUACGGAUCGAGAAGUUUCUCGGCCAGCCUGAAAAGGAGCCCAUCUCCACCGCCCACGACCACAUCGCCUUUGAAAGCGCGACCUUUGCUUGGCCCAAGUUCGAGGAGGUGGAGGGAGAAGGUGCAGAGCCUCUGGAGGCUAGGUCGGUGCUCAGAGACGUCACUCUGGACUUUCCUUCCCAAGGGCUGAGCAUAAUCACGGGCAAUACGGGCUCGGGCAAGAGUCUUUUGCUGGCCGCGAUACUGGGAGAAGUCACCCUCAUCUCGGGCAAGGUCCGCACACCACCCGCCCAGCAGUCGAUUGAAAACUUGGAGCACAUUGCCGAUAGCGACUGGAUCAUCCCGGAACUCACAGCGUUUGUGCCGCAAACACCCUGGAUCGAGACCGGUACCGUACGAGACAACAUUCUGUUUGGGCUCCCGCUGAAUGCCACACGGUACGCAAAGGUCCUGGCUGCUUGUGCGCUGGAAAAGGACAUGGCUCUCUUGGUAAAUGGAGACGGGACCGAGGUCGGACCCAAGGGCGUCACAUUGAGCGGCGGGCAGCGGUGGCGAGUGGCUCUUGCACGAGCUCUUUACUCGCGGGCCGGGAUACUUGUUCUUGAUGAUGUGCUCAGCGCUGUGGACGCCCACGUCGGCAAAAUCAUUGUCGAUCAGGCCCUUGCUGGCGAGCUGGCAAACGGCCGCACCCGUAUUCUGGCCACCCACCACGCCGAGCUGUGCUUGCCCAUCGCCAGCUAUCUGGUCCGCCUCCACGAGGGGCGCCUGGAGAGCGCCGAAACGCUGGCGGCGACGCCCACCAAACCUACCCCCGUUCUCAAGAGCGACGCGUCCUCGCACGUUACGGGCCUGAGCAGCAGUGACGGGAUGACAGUCUCGGACCACCAAAGUGUCUCGGCGCUGACUACGCCAGAAGACAGCGAUGGCGAGCAGCAGGACAAGAAGUCCGAUAAGCAAAAGAACAAGAAGAAGGAAGACGAGGAGGGGCGCGAGAAGGGGAGGGUAAAAUGGACAGUCUACAAGGGUUACCUCUCGGCAAGCAACACCGUCAUACUCUGGCUCGGAGCCCUGCUGCUGAUAUUUUCCGGCAGAGUCAUACUCGUUGGCAGAACCUGGUCGCUCAAGGAGCUUUCCAGCAGCGAGCCCAGCGCCUCUGCGGCCAGCCUUGGGGCUGGAAACGUCAGUGGCGGAGGCUAUGCCCACGGGUCCGGCCACGGGCAGGUGUACGUUCAGAACCCCAUCAUGUACACUCCGGUCUUCCAGCAACAGCAGCAGCAGCAGGCGGGUGGCCAUCGUUCGGUUGCCUUCUGGAUCGGGGCCUACAUCGUCCUCGAGCUGGCUGCCGUGCUCUGCGGCAUCGGGAGGCUGCUCGUCUUCACGGCGAUUGGGCUGAGAACAGCGAGGGUUCUGUUCCGCCGCAUGACCCACGCCAUCCUCAGGGCACCUCUCAAGUGGAUCGACACGGUGCCCUCGGGCCGCAUUCUCAACAGGUUUACCUCGGAUAUUUUCACUGUCGACCGUAGGGUGGCGGCAGAUCUGGGGUCUUCACUUACGUCUGUGCUCACCGUGGUCACCAUCAUCGCGACAAGCUUGUCUGUCUCCAAAUAUGUCAACAUGUUUGGUCUGGUUUUGCUGGCACUCUACGCAAGGAUUGCGAUGGAGUACAUCUCGGCGGCGCGCGAGGUCAAGAGGCUCAACUCGGUGGUCUGGUCGCCCAUCUAUGACCAGUUUUCCUCCGUCUUGACCGGUCUCUCUACCGUCCGAGCCUUUGGCAGGACCGACUUCUACACGAAUCGCAUGCACAACCUAAUCGACACGGCCGCCAAAACGAGCUGGGCGCUGUCGCUUUCCCAACGAUGGAUGGCGUUCCGGAUGGGAGUGCUAGGUGUAUUCUUUGUCACGACGGUGGCCGCAGCUGUGGCAUUGGGCCACGUCGAUGCGGCGCUCGCCGGCUUCAGCCUGACCUUCGCUCUAAGCUACACGAGUGCCCUGACCGGGCUCCUGCAGAAUAUGGCCUCUAUCGAGCUCGGCUUCAAUGCGACCGAGAGGGUGUUGGAGUACUGUGAUCUGAAGACGGAGCCCCAAGACGGCGAGGACGCGCCGGCGGCUUGGCCAACCGAGGGGCGGAUCGAGGUGGAAAACCUCACGGUUGCGUACAAGGAGGAGCUCCCGCCUGUGCUCAAGGACCUGACGUUUACCGUCGAGUCCGGUGAGCGGAUCGGGAUUGUAGGAAGGACCGGAGCCGGCAAAUCGACCUUGGCAUCGGUGCUGUUCCGGCUGCUGGAGCCGCGGGGAGGCUCGGUCCGCAUCGACAAUGUCGAUAUUUCUAAGCUGAAGCUGUCACAGCUCCGGAGCAGGCUGGCCAUCAUCCCCCAGGACCCGUUCCUGUUCUCGGGCACAUUACGUUCGAACCUGGAUAUGGAGGGCGAGAUGGACGACUACCAGCUCCAGGUGGUCCUGCAGCGUGUUCAUCUUGUCAAGCCAGAGAGCCCCGACGCAUCUCGCCCAUCGGCAUACCCGCUCGUCCCGUCACCCGACGGCAGCGCCCCGGCCGAGGCUACCACUGGAGGAGAUGAGGGCGUGGGCAACGCGUUCAAGGACCUCUCCAUGUCGAUAUCGACGGGCGGUGCCAACCUUUCCCAGGGCCAGCGGCAGCUCGUGUGUCUGGCCAGGGCGCUGCUGUCGCGGCCCAAGAUUGUGGUGCUGGACGAGGCGACGUCGGCGGUGGACCGGGGCACGGACGCAGCGAUCCAAGAGUCGCUGCGCGAGGACUUCGUGGCGGCGGGUUGCACCGUCUUUGUGAUUGCACACCGGCUCAGCACGGUAGCCGACUUUGACAAGAUCCUGGUCCUGAAGGACGGGCGGAUAGCGCAGAUGGGCACGCCCGCGGAGAUCCUGCGGGCGGGCAUGCAGGCGGCGGAGGAGGAGAGCGGCCAAGGCUCGGAGCCGCGCCCCGACGACGCCGGGGACGGUGCGGAUGAUAGGGCGUUCUGGGAUCUAGUGCGGAAAAGCUCUGAAAAGGAAAAGUUGGUGGAAAUGAUUCUAGGUGAGAAGGCGUGAGGAUAUGUCUGGGUAUCUAGUUGGGUAGAGUCAUGCGAUUCUCAUAAGCCUUGGACGUCUCCCUUACCCCAAGACAUCUGGG
Messenger RNA from Gaeumannomyces tritici R3-111a-1, 5472 nucleotides. RefSeq lists its product as hypothetical. Gene Ontology annotation, molecular function: ATP binding; ATP hydrolysis activity; ABC-type transporter activity. The transcript has 5 exons. NCBI's taxonomy places the organism in Eukaryota, Fungi, Ascomycota, Sordariomycetes, Magnaporthales, Magnaporthaceae. Gene Ontology annotation, biological process: transmembrane transport. Gene Ontology annotation, cellular component: membrane. Bases 531 to 5390 code for a protein of 1619 amino acids. The record is from RefSeq and is a predicted model, not a curated record.